Danaus chrysippus (African queen) is the source of this 1416-nucleotide messenger RNA. NCBI's taxonomy places the organism in Eukaryota, Metazoa, Arthropoda, Insecta, Lepidoptera, Nymphalidae. The record is from the annotation of a GenBank genome assembly.
AUGCGCCUCAUCUUCGGCGUGUUGAUGCUCACAAGCCUGGCUUAUAGCCAGGAAACUUGCCAGACCGCUGAUGAAGACCCCUACCUACUCUUCGGCACCAAAACAGCUUACACCUUCGCUAACAAAGGCAUUCCGGUCAGAGCUCAUGAUAUACCGGGUUGUCAACCAAUCGCAAUUUGGUUGCUGAACCGCCACGGCUCCCACAAUCCAGAGGCUGAUGAAAUACCGGAUCUUCAGAAGCUAACAGAUCUUAAAAACAAUAUCAUAGCAAACUACAAGAAUGGAAAGUAUAGGAAUACUAAUAUCCGUAUGUGCACAUCGGAUGUAAAUCUCCUGGAGCGAUGGGAAUGGAAUCCUCGUCAGAACGUGACAUUCGCUGGGGAGCUCACCAGCGAUGGAUAUAUUUCUACACAGGAGCUAGCACAAGCUUGGAAACAACGAUUCCCUGGUCUACUGACUGAUAAUAGACAUGAUUAUUUGUUCAAAUUUGUGAACGACCAACGAUCGGAAACAACAUUCCGCGCUUUCACCGAAGGUCUGUUCAGGUCUCAGGCAGACAAUUACGAUAUACCGAAGGAAAGCGAUGAAAAGUUACUUAGGCCUUAUAAAUUCUGCCCGUCAUGGACCAAACAAGUCGAAGAAAAUAACGAUACUUUGUCACAGUUACGGACGUUCGAGUCGAAACAAGAAUUCAAAGAGAUGAUAACAAACAUAUCUCUUCGAAUGGGCUUCAACUAUGACGUACAACGGGAGGUGGUUCAACGAGCAUACGACAUGUGCCGAUACAACAAGGCCUGGAACGUAGCGCAAAUAUCACCCUGGUGUGCUGUUUUUUCUAAAGACGACCUGAAGCGUCUAGAAUAUGCUGAAGACCUGGAGACUUAUUACAAAUACGGCUACGGCUCAUAUCUGAAUCAACAGAUAGGAUGUACCGGCGUCAAAGAUAUGAUGGACUUCUUUAAAAUACACGUAGAACAUGAAACUCCCCAACAGCCGCGCGCGACGGUUCACUUCACUGAGGCCGCCAUGUUGUUUUUAUCGUUGACAUCUUUUGGCGCGAGACGUGACGCCGCGCCGCUCACAGGCGACAACUAUCACACGCCGACAGCCACCGCUCGUCACUGGACAUCGUCAAGUAUUUCACCGUUUAAUGCCAAUCUCGCCGCUAUACUUUACAAAUGCACACCAAAUAGCAAUUUCCAAAUAAACGACAAAUAUCAGGUGCUAUUCUUGGAGAACGAGAGACCUUUAUAUCUGGAGGGUUGUCGAGUCGGUCUGUGCGAAUGGAACCUCGUCAAGAAUCGCUUCGGUUUGAUCGCUGACAAUUGCAAUUUAAAUUUCUGCAACUCAGCAACUAAAACCAACAUCGGCUUCAGUUUAGCUGUAUUUAUGUUUAUAACCAAAUAUAUAUUCUAG